Musca vetustissima is the source of this 2724-nucleotide messenger RNA. It is a transcript of the gene rt, whose product is annotated as protein O-mannosyltransferase 1. Gene Ontology annotation, biological process: protein O-linked glycosylation via mannose. The transcript has 5 exons. Gene Ontology annotation, cellular component: endoplasmic reticulum; membrane. The coding region runs from base 1 to 2724 and encodes 907 amino acids. Gene Ontology annotation, molecular function: dolichyl-phosphate-mannose-protein mannosyltransferase activity. The record is from RefSeq and is a predicted model, not a curated record. Lineage: Eukaryota; Metazoa; Arthropoda; Insecta; Diptera; Muscidae.
AUGUCUACAUCUCCGAACAAAAACGUGCAAAGGCGUAAAAAUGCCAAAUCCAAAUCAAAUCACCCAAAUGACCGAGAUCAGCUAAUGAACUCAACGGCAAACGAAAGACUUCAAUCGGACAGAGAAAACAACAAGCACCACCAGCGAAGUGGUGGUGGUGCGGGAGAGAGGCCAGCGGCAGCGGCAACUAUUGCCGCACUGAAUAUUAUUCAAGCUAGAGCACAUAGCUUAUGCAAUGGCGGUGGCUUAAUAACUCCAUUCAUCAACUGUUGCCGCGAUGUAAAUUGUUGUUGUCUAAAUGCUAAUUCUUGCCAUUCAUGCCAAACAGCAAAUACCUGCCAUGUAAUACCAACAACAACUAUAACUAACGCAGCCACUGUCGCAGCAGUAACGCCAGUCAAUGAUUUAAGCCGUUCUCGUUCAGGUUCUAGCUCUCGAGUGGAGGCAAUCUCAGAACCGGUGAAAGAAAAAUCAAGAGAACCUAGUCAAAGCAGAGAGAAAUUAAUAGAAGCUAAUGGAAUUGAAACCUCAACACCCGCCACCGAUACGGAAGAUAAACGUUUUAUCUUAACAGUUGACUUGGAUCUGUUUUCAUGGCUUUUAUUUGCCCUGGCAUUUGCAACACGUUUCUAUAGACUCACCUAUCCGCGCAAUGUUGUCUUUGAUGAGCUGCACUAUGCCAAAUCGGUGGCCCAUUAUAUGCGCAAUCAAUUCUUCUUCGAUACCCAUCCACCAUUGGGUAAACAAUUAAUUGCCGCUGUGGCCGAUUCAAUUGGCUAUGAUGGCAACUUCACGGCCACAAAUAUUGGUUCAUCAUAUCAGGCAACAUUUCCCCUAUUUUGGAUGCGUUUUUUACCAGCCCUAUGUGGUAGUCUCUUGCCCUCCGCGGUUUAUAAUCUAAUCAAAGAAACCGGUAUAUCACGUUGGGCAUCCGUUUUGGGUGGCCUAAUGGUACUCUUCGAUAAUUCCAUGUUAAUACAAUCACGCUUGAUAUUGAUGGAGUCGAUGUUGUUGUUGUUCUGCACAUUGGGCCUUUAUUUUCUGAUGCGUUUUCAAAAGACCAAAGUAAUGUAUAUCGGUUGGAUAUUAAACGGUUUGGCAUCGGCCACAUUUUUGACAUUUGCAUUCAGCGUAAAAUAUGUGGGAUUUUUUACCUAUUGUUUGGCAAUCUAUUUGAUAGUGAAAUAUCUGUGGGAUCUGCUGUACGAUGCUACAAAGACAAAUACCUAUAUAAUACUCCAAACGGUUGGCAAUAUCAUCAUCUUUACCAUAGUACCAAUUGCCGUAUAUUUACUUAUAUUCUAUAUGCACCUAACCACCCUCUACAAAGCCGGACCACAUGAUGCCAUUUUAACGAGCGCCUUUCAAGCCUCACUGGAAGGUGGACUCGCCUCAAUAACACAAAAUCAGCCACUCAAAGUUGCCCAUGGAUCACAAAUUACCCUAAGACAUACACAUGGUGCCUUGUGUUGGUUACACUCGCAUGCCCUUGUCUAUCCGGUACGAUAUCCAGAUGGUCGUGGGUCAUCACAUCAACAACAGGUUACAUGUUAUCCCUUUAAGGAUGUUAACAAUUGGUGGAUUGUCAAGAAACCUAAAUAUGAUGAUAUUGUUGUGGGUGAGAAACCACAAUAUAUACGUCAUGGUGACAUUAUUCAAUUGGUACAUGGUAUUACAAGUCGGGCUCUAAAUAGUCAUGAUGUGGCCGCGCCUAUUACGCCCACAUGUCAGGAAGUUUCUUGUUAUAUUGACUAUGGUAUCGAUAUGAAACCGGAGCUGUUGUGGAAAGUCGAUAUUACAAAUAGACAUAAGGAAGGUUCCAUUUGGAAAACCAUUAAAUCAGAAGUACGUCUAAUACACGUAUCCACAGGGGCUGCCUUGAAAUAUACCAAUAAAGUUUUACCCGACUGGGCCUACAGUCAACAAGAAGUUGCGGCCGAUCGUGAUACAAACGGCAAGGAUGUUAUUUGGAAUGUUGAGGAGCAUAGAUAUACAAGGGAUUCCGAUAGAGCCGAACGUGAACGAAAACUCAUGACGGCCGAAAUGAUUCCCAUGGAACCAACGAAGCUAUCAUUCAUCAACAAAUUUCUGGAGCUACAAUAUAAAAUGCUUGUACACGAUACCCAAGUCGGUAAUCAUAUGUACAGUUCAGAUCCCUUGGAUUGGCCCCUAUUAAGUAAAGGCAUUGCCUAUUGGGUAUCAGAUAAAUCCAAUGCCCAAAUCCAUCUGCUGGGAAAUAUUCUCAUCUGGUAUACCUGUACCCUGGGCAUAAUUGUCUAUUUCGGUCUAUUCAUUUUCUAUUUAUUACGACGUCAACGUCUCUGCUAUGACAUCGAUGAAAACGAAUGGAAUCGUCUACUCACUGUCGGCCAUAUCUAUUUUAUUGGCUAUCUAAUACAUUAUAUACCAUAUUUCACAAUGGACACUACCCUAUUUCUGCACAACUAUAUGCCAGCAUUUCUAUACAAAGUACAAUUACUCUGCUUUGUUGUCGAUCACAUUGAAUAUUUACUCAGGCGAUUUUAUGGUUCCUCCAAAUGGAUUGUAAACUCAUAUCGUUUGGCCGUGCUGACAUGGUUUGUGGCCGUUAUUAGUGUCUACAUACGUUUCCUGCCAAUUAGCUAUGGCUGGAAGCCACUCACAAUCCAAGAUAUACUCGAUUUACGGUGGAAGGACACAUGGGACUUUGUAAUACAUGCAACAAUAAAGCACCGUGUGCCGUAA